Messenger RNA from Daldinia caldariorum, 2099 nucleotides. Its product is annotated as glycoside hydrolase family 5 protein. Gene Ontology annotation, molecular function: hydrolase activity, hydrolyzing O-glycosyl compounds. The transcript has 5 exons. The record is from RefSeq and is a predicted model, not a curated record. The coding region runs from base 747 to 1868 and encodes 373 amino acids. Lineage: Eukaryota; Fungi; Ascomycota; Sordariomycetes; Xylariales; Hypoxylaceae.
GGUAGUUUUAUAACUAUAGUGUAUUUUGUAUAGAGGUAGGUAGCGGCAAUAUCUUACUCCCCGCUUCCAAAGUUAUAGUCUGUGCUUAACGGUUUACAUAUUUUUAAACUUUGGGGUAUCACGAAGUGAUAUUCUUAGCUAUCUCUAAUCUUGAUUCCAUCCUGAAGGGCUGAUCGAGGUUGACGACUUGUUCAGUGAGAUCUUGGGUGGGAUUUUAUCCUAACUAGUCUAGAUAGUGCGGAAUGCAACCCUUACUCUCAGCCAGCCCCCAUCCAAGCUCAGCACUACCUACCCCUUAAGGUACCAUAUGCCUUUUGAGAUGGCUUAGUCCAACCCCGCAAUAUAAACGAUUUACCUCCUUUGCAUCAGGAGAUAUGAUAGCUCAUUAAUAAGUAACCAUCAAACGGGAGACUCCUUCUCGGAUGUCAGCUUAGGGGUUGAGGUCAUAGAAGGUCAUAGUUUAACCUCAAGAGGGUUAUCAAGCUUCGCGUCGCGACUUGAAACCAUAUAUUGACACGGGAUUGGACUAUACUUGGAAUUAAAGUAGUAGCAGCGUAUUCCUUUCUGUCUGCAAGGAUAUAAUCCACAGUGUGAAGGCUCCAAGUGGAGUGGGAUAGAAGUAAUAUGAUACAGUGCUUUCGCAUAAAUACCCAAGCAUAACCUCUAAUAUUCCAGACUCCAGACCAUUGUCAAUACAACAAUAAACUUACAUCGAUACAACGAAGAUCGCAGCAGAGUCGACAAAAAUGAAGGCAUCACUUCUCCUUAGCCUAGGAGCCUUAGCGCUUCCAGGAGUCUUUGCAACGCCUGUGAACGAGAUCGAAACUAGAAAGAGCUCCCACUCAUUUAUGGGCUCUAAUCUAUACUUCCUUCCUGGACUAUCCGACCAGGACCAAGACAAUUACAUCAACGAUCUCUCCAACUACGGCGUCAAGGUCGUCCGCGUGUGGGUGAACCGACAAGAUUCCGGGCAUUGCGAGAAGGGAAGUAAACUCGCAGUAAGCGUAGGCCCGUUGGAGUCCGAGUUGGGUAAAUUCGACGACAGGACGCUGGACGCCGUCGAUAAAGUUGUCAACAAGCUCGCUAAGAAGGGCAUUAAAUCUAUUAUUUCGCCCCACGACGCGAACUCCCUUCUUGACGACUAUCGAAGAGAUGUAUACACCAAGUUUGGCAAGUCUGGGUUUUACUCCUCAGACGAAGCUAUUAAAGCCUACGACAAGCGAAUUGACCAUAUUCUUAACUACAAGGGAGCCCACUCCGGCAAGGUAUGGAAGAAUUGGAGCGACGCAAUCAUGGCAUUCGACCUGCAAAACGAGCCCAUGUCUCCGGACCUUUCAGUCUGUCAGAACAACGAUCAGAAGAACUGGCUCUGCGGGCGCGCCAAGAAGUUCCGCAGUGUUCUAGGCUCCAAUAAUAAGAUACAAAUUGCAACUGGAGGUGUCGGCGGUGACUUUUCGCAUGGAUGCACCUUUAUAAAAGCUGCUACGCAGUGCCCUGAGGUCGAUCUAAUCGCCAUUCAUCGCUACGCGGGCAGUCAGUCUAACAACCCUGGUCAAUGGUCCGGAAGUGCGAAAAACUGGGUCCAGCAGGCCGGCGGCAAGCUCAUCUUCGUUGAAGAAUGGGGGGUUAACACUGCUGCGAACGACGCCAAAAGCGAGCUGCCCGCCCAAGCUAACGAUAUCAAUAAAGUUGGCCUGCCAAACUUGUAUUGGCAGUUUCUACCUAAGGAGACUUGUUCUUACGACCCUAGCCAGGAUUCCGGCGAUUGCUUUGGCAUCUUCGUUGAGGGAGAUGUCGAUAUUGCAUCGGUCGUGAAGGGUGCUUCGAACGCUGGUGCUUUACAGGACUGGUCGAAGGUAAUUGGAUAAACGAGAACAAUUAGAUCUCGUGUCAACACUAUUUAGAGUCUCCGUGAAGCACUGGGAAAUACUUUGACGAUGGGCAGCCUUACUUGGACCAUGUGGAUGUACAUACAUUAAAGGCAUUUUGCAGCUUUCUUUUUUAGUCUCUCGUUAAACAUUAUCAUAUACCUUACCUCAGUUGAACUCCCAACAAUGAGAUCCCCUUAUUGAUAAAUAAUUCUAGAUGCAGUACACCGA